Molecule: messenger RNA, 954 nt
Organism: Chaetomium fimeti
Lineage: Eukaryota; Fungi; Ascomycota; Sordariomycetes; Sordariales; Chaetomiaceae
Product: thioredoxin-like protein
Exons: 5
Coding region: 1-954 (317 amino acids)
Cellular component (GO): cytoplasm
Source: RefSeq, a predicted model, not a curated record
AUGGCGGUAGGCCACACCAUCGGUUUGGAUACCGACCUGGUCAAGGCAGCUGUCUCGAGGAUCCAGGACAGGCCAUUUCGAGUGAUACAACGCAACGGAAUGAUUGGAAACGGUGAUGAUGGGCUAGCAACACACAGGCAUGACUUGCAAAAGAGUGACGAGACCAAGAAAAGCACAGCCUUGCGAUACCUCGCCGGGCGCGAGAAAGAGGCGAAGCGGAAUCAGAAGCCAUCGCCUUGGAAGCCGAGAGGGAACGCGGCGGCGACGGCAAGGGAUCAUAGUGGGGAUGCGGACAUCAAGUUCUAUUCGGCAUGUUUUUGUCCCUUCUCCCAGCGCGUCUGGAUCGCGCUUGAAGCUAUGGGUUUCAAGUACCAGUACUGUGAGACAGAUCCGCUUCGCAAGCCCAAACCUACUCCAUUGCUCGAGGCAAACCCGAGAGGGCUCGUCCCCGCCAUAUGGCAAGGAGGAUGGGCUUGUGCGGAGAGUUCUGUCAUCCUGGAAUACCUUGAAGACACCAACAGCACAAUCCCGCUACAUCCAACGAUCCCCAAGCUGAAGGCGAUUUGCCGAUUGUGGAUUGACUUUAUUAAUACUAGAAUCGUUCCCUCCUUUUCUGGCGCUUUAUUAGCAACCGUCGAUGAGGCGAGGAGUCAGCAUAUGGAGAUGUUGCAGCACCAGAUCUGCGAGCUCACCCAGGCCGCUGAUGAAAAGGGCCCCUAUUUCCUUGGCGACCAGAUGUGUCUCGUCGAUGUCCACCUUGCACCCUUUGCGCUCAGGCUGUCUCGCCUAGCACCCUUCCGUGGAUUAAACCUACAAGCACUUCCGGCAAGAUGGAAAGGAUGGCUAGAUGCUCUCGAACAGAACCCCCAUGUGCGUAGCACCAUGAGCACCGAUGCGCUUUACGCCCAGUCGAUGAAUGACUUGCUCAAGGGGUUCCGGGGAAUAUCCGACUGA